CUUUGUACACAAUACUACACACCUCUACUUGAACUAUCUUCUGACCAUCAAUAGGUUGACUUCAAUUUGAUCUGUAAAGUCCAUUGUUGAUGAACAAUGGGAUUUAAUCCUGGCAGGACAUUCCUCUUUGUGUUCCCGCUUAAGACUUUAUUGUCCUUUGGACAUGAAUGCCAGCAAACCUAUUCAACUUCUCUAUGGAAAAAAGAGAAACUCUGCUGGAAAGCCAGGAGUUUGUAAAUUCUAUGGAGCUCUAGUUGCCUACUACCCAAACAGCACAGCUUUAUUUCAGUCGACCAUAUUGCUGUUGAAAAAUAUCGAAUCUCAACGGGUUAUUACAAGUCAUCUGCGGUACAGAUUCCUUCCAAAACAGGUCGAUGAGAAAAAGACGAAGAUCAUCUACGUCGCACGGAACCCAAAGGACGUGUUCACAUCAUGGUUUCAUUUCUUGAAGAAUGAUCCUCGCUAUGGGCACCUCCCUUGGGAAACGUACUUCAACGGUGCUUUAUCAGGGGAAUAUAUAUUCGGGUCAUGGUUUGAUCACGUCUUGGAAUUCUGGAACAUGCGAGAGCAAGAAAACGUUCUUUUCUUGAAAUACGAAGACCUCAAAUCGAACGUUCGAGAGACGGUGGCUUCCAUCGCUAACCAUCUCAAUCUAACCCCUACUGAUGACGUCAUCGAUAAAGUGGUUCAGAGUACUAGCUUAGAUGAAAUGAAGAAGAGGUACAAACAGAUGGAAACAGACACCCAGGAUCCUUUUAAAAUUCACUAUGGCAAAACUUAUGGUAUAAACAGUUACGUCAGAAAAGGGAAGAUUGGAGAUUGGAAGAAUCUUUUCACAGUGGCGCAGAACGAGGAAUUUGACCGAGUAUUCCAGGAAAAAAUGAAGGAUAGUGGAUUAUCCUUCGUAUUCCAGUAAUACACGUCGUCUACCAUGCCUGUCUGCUGUAAACUAGAAUCAUAAAAUCUGUUGGAUUAACUCACCAUUAAAAAACCCCAAAUUAUUAUGUACCACUUAAUUUAAUUCCUUUAUAAUCUUAAUGUCUGAUACAGUCAAAAUUGCUUUAUCGUUAAUUGAUUCUCUGUCUACUAAAAUAAUAUGAGCGGCGAUUUUAUCAGAUUUGUUUUUUUUAAUCCCUCAAGGGAAACCGAGGGGUGGUGAAGUCCCUCUUUCAAUAUAUGGAGGGACACGACCCCAACCCCUAAAUUGAUUUACAAAAAUAUAAUAUUGAAGAGUGCACACUUUUCAAGCAAAGGGGAAUAAUUUGAAAAUUCAACUUUUGGGGCAGAAAUGAGUCCCUCCGAUUUCAUUACAAGAUUAAAAAACGGCUUCUUUGUUUUCUGUUUUCCAAUUGGAUAAUACAUGGAAGAAAUUUUGUUCGCAAAAUACAGGGACAGUACAACGUCAACAAAAAAAAAAUGUUUGGACACUUUAUAACAUGUUGUUAUUGUCUUCUCUCAAAUACAAUAACAGUGUAAAUAUCAUAAGUAAAUCACAAAAUCACUGAAACAAGUAUUACAGAUUUAUACAAUUGCACAGUGAUCAAAUUAUACAAUUGUACAGUGGUCAUUAAGAAAAAUAUAUAUAAAAUGAUGGCAAUGA
This is a messenger RNA of Lytechinus variegatus (green sea urchin), 1600 nucleotides long. RefSeq names its product sulfotransferase 1C4-like. The coding region runs from base 164 to 916 and encodes 250 amino acids. The record is from RefSeq and is a predicted model, not a curated record. NCBI's taxonomy places the organism in Eukaryota, Metazoa, Echinodermata, Echinoidea, Temnopleuroida, Toxopneustidae. Gene Ontology annotation, molecular function: sulfotransferase activity. The transcript is spliced from 6 exons. Gene Ontology annotation, cellular component: cytoplasm. Gene Ontology annotation, biological process: sulfation.